AUGAACCUUAUUGGAACCAGCAGUAUUGACACCACGUGUACGGUCUGGCAGCUUGAGGUACCGUGAGCCAUCUUGACUCUUUAAACGAGAAAGAUUCUCAGACUGGUCAAGCACUGGGCACUACCCGACCCGCGGCGGCGAUUGAUGGAACCGUCCGAACGCAAUUGAUCGCCCACGACAAGGAAGUGUUCGACAUUUCGUUUUCGCGAGGUUCCGCCCAAAUCUUCGCGUCAGUCGGUGCCGACGGAUCCCUCCGAUUGUUCGAUUUGCGAAGGCUCGAGCACUCGACGAUCAUGUACGAGGAUCCGCAGAGACAACCUCUUCUGCGGCUCGCCUGGAAUCGCAAUGAUCACAAUUACAUUGCCACGUUCGGACAGGACAGUAAGGAGGUGAGCUCAACCAAUCAAUACCUCUUCCUCAAGUCAAAUGUUCCGUUAAGGUUCUGAUUCUGGACCUCCGGUUACCGUGCACCCCGGUGGCACGUCUACGCAAUCACGAGGCGACAAUCAACGGACUCUCGUGGGCUCCGCACUCGGGAUCGCACAUUUGCACGGCCGGAGACGACUUCCAGGCGCUCAUCUGGGACGUUCAUGAAAUGCCGAAGCCGAUUGAUGACCCCAUCCUGGCGUACAGAGCAGAUGCCGAGGUAGGAGCUUUCUGGAAGGAGUGCCUCACCGAAUCCGCGUGUUUUCAGGUGAAUCAGAUCCAUUGGUCGGGCUCGUUCCCGGAUUGGAUCUCCAUUUGCUCCGACAACAAAUUGGAGAUCCUUCGAGUCUGA
Molecule: messenger RNA, 778 nt
Organism: Caenorhabditis sp. 36 PRJEB53466
Lineage: Eukaryota; Metazoa; Nematoda; Chromadorea; Rhabditida; Rhabditidae
Source: the annotation of a GenBank genome assembly